AUGGUUUUGUUUCAUACAAAUUUGCGUUUUUGUACAUUCUUAUUCAAGGUCAGUAUGAGUGAUAAGACGAAAACGAUUCUGCAAGUGGGAGGAGCUCUGUUUGCUACGGCACUCUUAGGAUAUGGAGUGAAGCACUGUUUUGAGAAUUCCAAGAAAAAGGAAAAGUGCGAGCGCUAUUUUGUCGGCAUUGACCUCGGAGCUACAAAUGCAAAAGCAGGAGUGGUGAAUGAUGAGGGAGAGCUUCUUGCCACCGCUUCUCAGCCUCUUACGGAUUAUACGGAUAAGGGAGUCGUCAGUUCGCUUGUUGAGGUUGCUGCUAAGGCUGUUACCGAAGCAGGACUUAAGUGGAGCGACAUUAGUGAGAUUGGAGUUGGUUCUCCUGGUACUAUCGACUUUGAUAAUGGAGUUGUGAUCAAGGCUUCGAAUUUCCCAACGUGGGAUCACGUUCCUCUUGCCAACCUUAUCACAGAGGCUACGGGAGUGGCUGCGGUGCUUGACAACGACGCGAAUGCCGCCUGUGCCGCCGAAUGCUGGAUCGGCGCUGGAAAGGGAAAGAGCAACAUGGUGAUGAUUACUCUUGGCUCUGGAAUCGGCGCUGGCGUCGUGGUGAAUGGCCGUGUAAUUCACGGAGGAAGCGGCUGGGCAGGCGAGCCAGGCCACGCCAUUUACAAGGUCAAUGGAACGCCUUGCGGAUGCGGCCAGAAGGGCUGCUUCGAGAAGACUAUCUGCAGGAGCAUCCCGACGCGGAAACCUCCUUGCGAGCCGUCGAGAAGCUCACUGCCAAAGCGAUUAUGGACGCUGCGAAGGCCGGCGACGCGGUAGCGACUGCCUGCGUGGACAUCGCGGCCGAAGCCUUGGGAGUGUGCUGCGUGAAUCUGUGCCGUGUGCUGGACCCGGAGCUGAUCGUCUUCUCGGGAGGCCUGGCGUUGGCCGGCGACUUCCUCCUCGAUAAGAUCAAAGAGCGGUUCCGCCACUUCCACUGGACGAUCCAGGAACCGUCGUGCGAGCUGGCGAUCUCGGAGAGCGGCGAGAAGGCAGGAAUGAUCGGAGCGGCGGCGGUGGC
Molecule: messenger RNA, 1063 nt
Organism: Blastocystis hominis
Lineage: Eukaryota; Bigyra; Opalinata; Blastocystidae
Exons: 6
Coding region: 1-822 (273 amino acids)
Source: RefSeq, a predicted model, not a curated record